AUGAAAAUUACCUCGCUAUUAUUAUCCCAAAUUCUUCUUUCAUAUAUUUUACUUCUCUUUGGAUAUCCAUCUAAAAUACCAAUUAAAACUUACAUUCAACCCGAUGAAGAUGACAAAGGUAUUACGCAAACAAUACAAGAGGGUGAAAUGAUACAUAAUAAUAACAAAAACAAUCCCUUCAAAUUUUCAUUUUCCAAUCGUCAAUUGCAUGCCGAAGAAAUCGAUACAUGGAAUCUGAUGAAUAUCGUAUGCAAUGAUUUAAAAGUGGGUGCAAUGGCAAUGAUGUCUGGUAAUAUGGGUAAGCCGUAUGAGGCAUUCUUGGCAAUGACUGAGAAUAUGGAAGUACCAUUAGUGAACUGGGAUCUGUCACCGAUACUUCCAGCUGAGGAAGCUCGUAAUUUGUAUAUAGUAAUCGAUGCUGAUUCCUCGCAUCGACAAAGGAAAUUUCUGGCUGUUAUACGAUCUGCUCAAUUUAGCCAACUGGAAUAUCAUUAUAUUGUUGGGAAUUAUGAUUUUUCAAAUUAUGACGUGGAAAUGUUUCAAGAUGGAAAUAUCAAUAUUUCUGGCUUUCAAAUAAUAAAUCGUGAAGUUAAAGAGUAUAGCAAUCUGAAAAAUGCUAUAUUUAAGACAGAAAAGAUUAAACCUGUAUUUGUACAUGAUGCAAUGCUUGUACUGCGAGCUCUUUUCGCAACAGUUCUACGACGUAAUGAUUCGUUAUUCCGACAUAACUUUCGACAUGGUCAAUUGUACAAUCGUGGUUAUCCCGGAAUGUACUGCCAUCCGAGUAUGGAUCUCGACAAUCCACAUCGUCCAUUUACAACUUUCGAGCAUGGACAAAUAUUGGCAAGAGCGUUGCGUGGAUUAAAAUUAAAUUCAAAUGAUGGUACGUUGUCCGGACGGAUUGAAUUCGAUCGUUUUGGAAUGCGUAAAAAUUACGAUGUUACAGUGAUUGAUUUAGUGUCCAGUAUUAAAUCAGCUUUUAAUCGGAAAGAAAUGAUGAUUUGGAAACAAGGCCUUGGAUUUUUUGCAAAUCAAACAAUUGCCGAGCAUACUCGAAAAAAUUUGGAUACAUUAGGAGAGAAGAAAAUUCUCAAAGUGGUCACAGUUGUAACGGCGCCUUUUGUAAUGAUAAAACGUGGCUGUGAAGGAAAUACGAAUAGAAGUAGUUGUGAUGGCAAUGAUCGUUAUGAAGGAUUUUGCAUUGAUUUACUUAAACUUCUUAGUGAUAAAAUCGAAGAUUUUAAAAAAUAUGAAAUAAUCUUGGCCAAAGGUAAUAAAUACGGCAUUAAACAGCCUGAUGGUUCUUGGGAUGGUUUAAUUGGCUCAUUGCUCAGUGGUGAAGCGGAUGUUUGCGUAGCAUCACUUACAAUAAAUCAGGAUCGCGAACGGGUUGUUGAUUUUUCGAAACCUUUCAUGACAACGGGGAUUAGUAUAAUGAUUAAGAAACCGGACAAACAGGAGUUUUCCGUUUUCUCAUUCAUGCAACCGUUAAGUACCGAAAUUUGGAUGUAUAUUAUUUUUGCUUACGUGGGGGUUUCUGUUGUGAUAUUUUUGGUCUCACGAUUUUCACCUUAUGAAUGGCGUAUCGAAGAAAUAUCCGGUGGCGGCGGCUUUACAAUUUCCAAUGAUUUUUCGGUCUAUAAUUGUCUAUGGUAUACACUUGCUGCAUUCAUGCAGCAAGGUACCGAUAUUGUACCAAGAUCAAUAAGCGGUCGUCUUGCAAGCAGCGUUUGGUGGUUUUUUACGAUGAUUAUCGUUUCAUCCUACACCGCUAAUUUAGCAGCAUUUUUAACAUUGGAAAAAAUGCAAGCACCAAUCGAAUCAGUAGAAGAUUUAGCUAAGCAAACUAAAAUUAAAUAUGGAAUACAACAAGGUGGUUCAACAGCGCAAUUUUUCAAGCAUAGUUCAGUGCAAAUUUAUCAACGAAUGUGGCGCUAUAUGGAAUCACAGGUGCCAACGGUAUUUACAUCCAGCUAUGCAGAAGGUAUUGAAAGAGUACGAAGUCAUAAAGGACGAUACGCUUUUUUGUUGGAAGCUACCGCAAAUGAAUAUGCAAAUACUAGGAAACCUUGUGAUACGAUGAAAGUUGGAUCAAAUUUGAAUUCAGUUGGUUACGGAGUUGCAACACCAUUUGGUUCUCCUUAUAAGGAUCAUAUUAACUUGGCAAUUCUUGCAUUGCAAGAACGUGGCGAACUGAAAAAGCUUGAAAACAAGUGGUGGUAUGAUCGGGGUGAAUGUGACCAAGGCAUCGCGGAUGGCCAUAAUGCAAGUUUAAAUUUGAGCAAAGUAGCGGGAAUAUUUUAUAUUCUAAUGGGUGGAAUGAUUGUAUCGAUAUUAGCAGCGCUCGGUGAAUUUCUCUAUCGAUCUCGAAUUGAAGCUCGCAAAGGCAAUGUUACUUCAUUAUUAGGAAGUCUGACGGAAAAUCUUCGGGGUGCUUUCUUUACACAACCAAAAAAAAUAUUUGAGGAUGAAGAAUUUUUCAGAAAAGGAACACCAGUAUUUGAAGUUUUUAAAAAGCAAGAUGAGGGAUCGAAAUCAUCUGAUUCGAAAUCGAGUAAAAUAACUGAUGAAUUAAUUACUGCUCAACCAUUCAUUCGACGUUACAAUACUGCCGUUUGA
Acanthocheilonema viteae is the source of this 2619-nucleotide messenger RNA. Lineage: Eukaryota; Metazoa; Nematoda; Chromadorea; Rhabditida; Onchocercidae. The record is from the annotation of a GenBank genome assembly.